Molecule: messenger RNA, 1219 nt
Organism: Musca domestica (house fly)
Lineage: Eukaryota; Metazoa; Arthropoda; Insecta; Diptera; Muscidae
Product: trimethyllysine dioxygenase, mitochondrial
Exons: 2
Coding region: 49-1149 (366 amino acids)
Biological process (GO): carnitine biosynthetic process
Cellular component (GO): mitochondrion
Molecular function (GO): iron ion binding; trimethyllysine dioxygenase activity
Source: RefSeq, a predicted model, not a curated record
UGUCAAUAUCGAUUAAGUCGUUCACGCUAAACUACAUCAAACUCUACAAUGUUGGAUAUCAAGUACGGUUCGAAGGGAGACUGCUUGAAAGUUGAUUCGUAUUGGCUGAGAGACCACUGCCGCUGCGAGAAGUGUUAUAAUGCGCGGACAUCGCAACGAUUGUUUAGUUUGGUGGACAUGCCAAAGGAUUUGAAGGCAAAGGAUGUGACAUAUCUAAAGAAUGAUACGUUGUUGGAAAUAACAUGGAAUGAUGGACAUGUUUCGAAAUAUGAAAUUGAUUUCAUUGUGAACUCACAAUACGAAAAAUUCCAAGAAAAAAUCAAAAAUGACAAGACGAUAACGAAGUGGAAUGUUGCUACUAUAUUGAAGAAUAAAAAUGAGCUCGAUUUUAAACUUGGCGAAUUGUGUACCUCCGAUAAAACUGUGAAGAACUUAAUGAGUUCUCUGAUACGCUACGGUCUGGUAUUCAUCCAUGAUGUUCCACCCAACACCACGAUGACCGAAAUGGCUGUGCGCCGUCUAUUUCCGGUAAUGAAAACCCUCUAUGGGGAAAUGUUUACAUUCGCCGAUGUAUAUUUGCAUGAUGACAUUACCUAUUCCAAUGACUAUAUUGGCCCGCAUACAGAUAAUACGUAUUUUUGUGAUGCAGCCGGUUUGCAGGCCCUACACUGUGUUGUACACGACGGUACGGGUGGUGAAAACUUCUUCAUUGAUGGUUUGUAUGUUGCCGAGGAGUUGCGAAGACGCAAUCCCAAAGCUUUUGAAGUCCUCUCCACGGUCCAUGUGCCGGCAUAUUUCUUUGAUAAAAACGAACGUCAUCGUUUUUCGGCACCAACAAUACGUGUGGAUCCGGUGACAAAGGAAAUCGUUCAAUUUCGUUUGAAUUUGUACGAUCGUUCGGUGUUCGAUGUCGUACCACAGACGGAAAUGGCUGGAUUCUACGAGAGUAUGAGGGAAUUUCUUUCGAUUAUUCACGAUUCGGAAAAUUGGUGGCAAUUAAAACUGAAUCCUGGAACUGUGGUCAUUUUCGACAAUUGGCGUUUGUUCCACGGACGCUGCGCGUAUACGGGUAAACGUGCCAUGACCGGAUGUUUUGUUCAACGCACUGAUUUCUUGAGCAAAGCUAGAUGCGAAGGAGUUAUUGAUUGAAUAUUUCAUUGAUAUGUAUGUAUUUCUCAAAAUAUUUAAUUGUAAUUGUAAACAUAUAAGGAAUUUGAAU